UACAAAAAUCGUCUCGGUAAAAUCAAAGCUUCGCUGGUCUAGUCGACUAAAGGAGAACGAUAAGCGAGUUGGAACGCGGCCGACAUAACGGUUCUCACACAAGCUUGCGGGCGGACUGGUAAACUCACGGAUUUCUUAACUUUUCUCGACUUUUAAGAAGUCAGACGACAAAAUGUUGUCUUUUUUACGCUGAGGUAAACAAUACUACCCGGUUUGAAAACAUGUAUUGAUGUCUAAAUGUCGUUUUUGACACUUUUAUACCUGCCUGCGUCAGACGUCUCUUUCUGAGCUGUCAGUCAAAUCUAAAUCCAGAGUGUACUCGGAGCCUAGUGCACUUCAUAGUCUCCUCAAUCCGAGUUUGACUUUCUUGACGCUGGAGUUUAAUGGCAUGUGAUUAAUAACGUGUGUUUAGACUCUAUGGAAUGGCAUCGGCAGUGUUUGAGGGAACCUCCCUGGUGAACAUGUAUGUGAAGGACUGCUGGGUGAAUGGAAUCCGCAGACUUAUUAUCAAUCCCAGAGGAGAGGAAGAGGAGUUCUUCGAGAUCAGGACAGAAUGGUCGGAUAGAAAUGUUCUCUACCUGCACAGGAGUUAUGCAGAUUUGGGACGACUUUUUAAAAGACUGCUGGAGUGUUUUCCUGAAGACAAGAGAGAUUUGUCCAAGUGUUCUUUGAUAGAAGGCCUCAUGAAGAUUAAAGAAGCAAAGGACACUGAGGUCCGGUUAAAUGAGGUGGAGAGGCUAUUAAAAAAUGCCAUCACAAUGCCCUGGAAGUUUUCCAGGUCAGAGGUGGUCCUAACAUUUUUUGAACGUUCACCACUAGAUCAAGUGCUGAGAAACGACAACAUCCAGAAGAUACAGCCAUGCUUCCAGAGCCCUGUCAAGAUUUCUGAGAUUAUGAGGUCAAAUGGGUUCUGUUUGGCGAACACAGAGACCAUUGUGUUUGAUGAGAAUGUUCCACAGGAUAAAGACAGACCCUCCUCUACAGACUCAGCCGAGCUCUUGUAUGAUGAGGAUUUGAAGGAGUGCCUGACUAUGGAACCUGAACUUGAGGACAGUGAUGAUACAGAGGCGUACGUCACCAACCUGUCAUACUACCAUCUAGUGCCCUUCGAGUCGGACAUCCUUGAGUGAAGGGACAUAUUGUAUUACACAUGCAGGUGCUCACAGGAAAACCUCUGCUCCAGCUGUUCAGAUAAGCAGAUAGCUGCAUAUACAGACUGUGGCUGCUCAAUUCUAGCUUUUCUAAACGGCUGCUGGUGAUACGGUGCUGCUCUCACCCACGUGCCUCAGCAUUUACUUUGAUUUUUAAGGAGACAGUUUGGUCUGUGCAAGCAGUAAAUCAACAGUGGAACUUGUAAUUCAUGUGGUCAUUAUGACUGACUGAGCGAGUACAGAUCGAAACAUGGACAGGAUCUGUGAGUAGUUCUGGUUUGGAAAAUUAUGUAUUAGUAAGAUUUUAAAGGUUCUACAAUGUUUCUCAAGUUUGAGGCUUUUAUACACUGUCGAGUCACAUUGUUAUGACCACCAGCUGGACGGGCUGGAAGUGAGUGACUCAGUAAGGUCCUGGUAGGUUGUUACAUGUAUCUGGAGCCAUGCUGACUGCAGUGCAUCCCACAGCUGCUGAAGGCUGCGUGGUGGAGGAUCCAUAGAGCGAACACGACCAUCAAGGUGGUCCCAGAGAUGAUCAAUUGGGUUCAAGUCUGGGGAAUUAAGGGGCCAGGAUAGUACUUGAAAGUCUUGGUCAUGCUCUUCCAACCAAUUUCUAGCUGUGUGACGUGUCGCAUCGUCUUGCUGGAAGAUCCCAUCAGCCCCAGAGAAGACAAUCAGCAUGUAUGGGUGUACAUGAUCUGCAAGGAUGGAUUUUUACCCAAAUACCCACCAAGCCAGCUCAUGAAACGACUUCCUUCAUGAGCGAUGCACUGCAGGCGUCGAAAGUAGGAAGUGUUCAUAAUAACGUGACUCGACAGUGUAUGUCACAUUGGUUACUAAUGUAACAGAGACACUGUGAUAGAAGGGAACAGUUCUCGUAUCUGGUUUGAGAUACACAUCAGCAAGAUAUGGUGUGAAAUGGUCUCACGGGCACAGCAUACACCUCCAAUCACUCCCACUUUCAUAGCCCUGUCUUUUACAGGGGCUUUUAAUCGGUGCAGUUUUGCUGUGCUAUUAUUUUCUCAGCCCUGCUUUAAUUAUAAAUACUGUCAAUAAAAUACAGACAGUCUACUAAAAGCCUAAUCGCCAGUGUCAGAAAUUCCAUCCUACCUCAGCAGUAGACAGGAACAUGAGGAUGAUGAUGAUGAAUCAGUGUCUCAUUAACGGAAGUUGACGAGUGUUUAAUUUAUGACUCAUGAAGGAAAACUGAAUCGUUUCCACGUUAUUGCAUUGACGAUGCCGUAAACAUGUCAAGACUGUACAGAAGUCGGGCCGCUCAGGUGGCGAAUACACCGGCUAAGGCUGAGCGUCCACAUGAGCAACGAUUGGCCUGUUGUUCAGAUAUGGGUGGGACUAAGCCGGAUGGGGUCACUCUCAUGACUGGUGCAAUUACAACCUCUGCUGUCUGAUUGAUGCCGCCUGCACAGAGAGGAGAAAACAGUGCUCUCAGGGUGUGUCUCUCCGUACACAACGCUGAGCUGCACUGCACUCGUCAAAGUGUAGGUGAUAAGAUGCAUACGGCAUGCUGCCCACGUGUCGGAGGGGCGGGUUAGCUUUGUUCUCCUCAAUCAGAGCGGGGAUCGGCAUUGGUGGAGAGGAGGCAUGACGCAAUUGGGCAAAAUUGGACGCGCUAAAAAAGGGAGAAAAUGCAUAAAUAAAAUAUGUUUACCCACAAUGCAAAUGAGCUAAUUUCUAAAACUAAAAAGCAGAAAUCUGGAGCAGAAAAUGCUCAGUGCUGGAUCUUGUUGAAUAGACUUUUAAUCCUUUGUUUUUAUUAUUCAUGAUCCCCACUGGCUCAGGCUCCGACGGACUUUGUCUAGAGAGGAGCCUUACAUUCCAAUGUGACUCGUGGGUGCCGUUUCAAGACUCGUAAACAGGACUUUCGCUUUGUUCUUCUCUCGUACCAGUGCUGACACGGCAGUUCGGUUAUGUGGGAGAGAAAAUCGAGAAGAGCUUUACUAAAACGAUUAGAUUUAAACAAAUACAAGACAUCGUACAGCCUUACACUUUCGCUGCAGCAGCAGUCAGUUUACGGUGUAUAUAAAAUGAUUUAUAGAUUUAUCUAGACCCUGGAGAAUAUUUUAUAACGUCCAUUGUGCUUUCUGUUGUUAUUGUAAUAUUAAGAAAUAUAUUAGACUUUAAUUGGGGGAUUAAGUCAACACCAAAGCUUGGGGAAGUGCACAUACAGAGUGGGCUGUUUAAAGGGGUUUAUUUGUAUUGUUUAUUUAACAUGAAAUAGAAUAUUUAUUUUUCUAAUCAUGAAAAAUAUAGUUUAACUUUUGUCUUGUAAUGUGUUUACACUGAUCAGCCAUAACAUUAAAACCACCUCCUUGUUUCUACACUCACUGUCCAUUGUGUCAGCUCCACUUACCAUAUUUAGCCUGCUUUCACCCUGUUCUUCAGUGGUCAGGACCCCCACAGAGCAGGUAUUAUUUGGGUGGUGGAUCAUUCUAAGCACUGCAGUGACAAUGACAUGGUGGUGGUGAGUUAGUGUGUGUUGCGCUGGUAUGACCCUAGUUGGUCCACCUUGUAGAUGUAAAGUCAGAGACGAUCGCUCAUCUAUUGCUGCUGUUUGAGUUGGUCAUCUUCUAGACCUUCAUCAGUGGUCACAGGACCCUGACCACGUGGCGCUGUUGGCUGGAUAUAUUUUUGGUUGGUGGACUAUUCUCAGUCCAGCAUUGACAGUGAGGUGUUUAAAAACUCCAUCAGCGCUGCUGUGUCUGAUCCACUCAUACCAGCACAACACACACUAACACACCACCACCAUGUCAGUGUCACUGCAGUGCUGAGAAUUACCCACCACCUAAAUAAUACCUACUCUGUUGGGGUCCUGUGGGGGUCCUGACCAUUGAAGAACAGCAUGAAAGGGGGCUAAGAAAUCAUGCAGAGAAACAGAUGGACUACAGUCAGUAAUUGUAGAACUACAAGUGAUUCUAUAUGGUCAAUGGAGCUGGUUUUAAUGUUAUGGCUGAUCGGUGUAUAUGCUGCAUGAACCAGUUGUACACCGAUGCAAUUAUAGCAGUUUAAUCUGAAUGAAUACUUAAUGAAUGAAUUACUAUAUUAAUUUAUAUUAAUCUGAUAUUAUUCAUAUUGUUUUAAUAUUCUAUUAAAGCCUGAUUUCUAAAAUGUU
Messenger RNA from Trichomycterus rosablanca, 4278 nucleotides. RefSeq names its product PX domain containing 1b (gene pxdc1b). The transcript has 5 exons. Gene Ontology annotation, molecular function: phosphatidylinositol binding. The record is from RefSeq and is a predicted model, not a curated record. Bases 423 to 1130 code for a protein of 235 amino acids. Lineage: Eukaryota; Metazoa; Chordata; Actinopteri; Siluriformes; Trichomycteridae.